This is a messenger RNA of Erpetoichthys calabaricus (reedfish), 3779 nucleotides long. RefSeq lists its product as uncharacterized. The record is from RefSeq and is a predicted model, not a curated record. Bases 173 to 3259 code for a protein of 1028 amino acids. The transcript has 18 exons. NCBI's taxonomy places the organism in Eukaryota, Metazoa, Chordata, Cladistia, Polypteriformes, Polypteridae.
CGACUUAAAGGCUCAACAUAUCUAAAUGGCAGUGAAUUCGUCCAAUCGGACACUUCUGGGGCGGUCCCAGCAAUGCGCCGCGAAGGUGGUGGGCGGGGUUUAGCGUGCUGUGCGUCCCAUCGGCCACUGCGGCGCCGAGUUUCUUUAUGAUGGAAACAAUCCACCAGUUGUGAUGGAGGCGACCGGACAUUCCCCAGAGAAGCUAAAGAUACAAAAGAAGCAGGAAAAUAAAGCAAAGAGACUACAAAAACAGAUAACUGAUCUGUGCAGGCAAAAUCCAGAUGGUAUCCCAUUGAGCUGUAUCAGCGCAAUUUACUUGCAAACAUACCAUAAAUGUCUUAAUGUGAAGAAAUGUGGCUUUACCUCAGUCAUAUCUUUCCUGGAAUCAGUGGACGAUGUGUUGGAUAUUGUGUCAGAUCAGAAUGGCUUUGUUGUCAAAGAAAAGACGAGCAGUGCUUCUGGACAAAUAGAUGGCCCUUCUGCUUCUCCUUUACACCAUACUGGACAAACAACAGCACUGUUUCCACUGCCCAAAUUCAAAGGCAUGCCACAAGUACGACUUUGCCAGGAAAUUCUUGCCUUACUCAGAUGUUUCCCUGAUGGCAUUGACCUGUGCCAACUUAGAACAAGCUACAAAGAGAUGUACCGGAAGAAGCUGAUUUUAGCCAAAUCUGGUAUUGAAACAAUGCAGGAGCUAUGUGUCCUUCUUGGAAACACUGUGAGCAUUGAACGUCGAGACCAGAAAAAUAUUAUUAAAAUUGUGACCAAGGAGGACUUUGGAGAGAACCAAGAAAUGUGUAGGAAGCCUUUUACUGCAUCUGCAAAUCUACCAGAAAGUAUUUUUGCAUCUGGCAAGUUACAUUCAGCUAAAUGUAUGGACCGUGUUCAACAAGAAAUUCGUGAUCUAUUUGAAGUGUACCCAGAAGGCAUUCCCUUGCAGAAAAUUGCAGAGUUCUACAACAAAAAAUACAAGCGGAACCUGACGCUUGCUGCAUUUGGUUUCCGAUCCAUCCGCAGUUUUGUACAGUCAGUUGAAGGUCUUCAGAUCCAGGGGGAUCUUGCACUGCUUAAAAUGGACGGUGAGCACCAAGAAAAUGCUUCUGAACCAGUGAAACAACAACAUCUUCCAGCUACAAGCACCCCUGAGCCUCCCAGGGCUGCUCCUCCAGUAGAAUCACAAACUGUUGUUCCAAAUGCAUCUGUCAGAACAGCUUCUGAAUUAUCAGCAAGUAAAAUCACCAAAGAGCAGCUGUUCGAGAAUAUUUCAAAGGUCCUGAAGGCCAAUCCAACUGCUGCCUUCUCUAUGUUGGAGCUGCAGGCCAGUUAUUUUCUCUGUUACAAAACCCCAUUGCCUAUACAGGAAUAUAUUUCUCUUUAUGACCAUCUUGCAUGUCCAAAUGGGGCUUUAGCUGCUGCUGGUAGUGGGGGCACCUCUAAACCUAUUUCAGAGCAACCAGCAGGGUUGAUUCCACAACAGAAGCAGAAUGUUGGCUCAAACCUGUUAACACCUACCAAAUCUACUCCGCCCGUCACCAUGCCUAAAAUACCAAUUUCUCCAUAUAUUCCCUCCUUUGGUUUUUCUUUCAUGGCCACACCAGAAGAAUUCCCUGCUCUAGGAGGAAAUCUGUCCAAAAUGCAGCAGAAGAAACUGAGGGAGGAUGCUACUAGAGUAGAUGCUUAUCAUUCUCAGAUCAGAGAAGUGCAUAAUUCUACUAUGCAAGCCCAGCAGGUCCUCGAGCAGGACGAUCUGAUGUAUGGAGCAAGGAGGAAAAUUUCAGUGCAGGAUGUUAACAACUUGGCAGAGGAGUUUAUCAGAGCCAUUUCAUCAGAGGGAGAGCAUGUUACAGUAGAGAAGGUUAUAUUGCGGCUCUGUAGACAUUUAAGAGUCCCAGCACUUCAGAGUGUUAAAAUAGACGCUCACCGUGAUAUUCCAGCAAUUAAGGAGCUCUGCCGGACCCUCAGGGAAAUCAAUAUUUUCAUUGAGUCUAUAGAAGCAGUUCGCACAGUGUGCACUUUGUAUGAAGUGGGUGAAUGCAUAGCAGCCCUAAAAGCCAAGAAACACUUCAAAGAGCUGAAUGUGGGCCCACUGUGCAAGAUUCCAUUAAUACACAAAAUGUUCAAAGUACCCAGUACCUUGAAGGAUGAGGAUAUUGUUGAAAUAGAGACAGUGGACAUCAUCAAGAAUCUGCGUGCAUUUAUGAGGAAGCAAAAAGGCUACAAAUGCAAAGUGGAUCUUCCAGAGUUCAUGAAGUUUAUAUCUGAUCAGUACAAAUGCGAUUCUCCAUAUGAUUUGGGGAUCAGAAUUCAGAGCAUUGCUCUCUCAAUUUCGACAUUGCGGAAAGCAGUGAACUGUGAAUAUGAUUCAAUGGACAAGACCAAGAAAGUUAUUCAGAAAGAAAUUGAGGAAGAGAUUGAGGCCAAACUGAGAAAGGUCAAAAAAAGCCUGAUGGAACCUGCAUCUGGAGCGCCUCUUUACUCCUCUAGUGGUUCCAGCGAAAUGCGGUUGAAAUAUGCCCACAUGAGUGCUUCUGAUGCAGUGAUGGAGGUGUUUAUCAAGGCACAGGACAUAUUCAGCAAGAAAAUGGCCAAGCAUGUGGAAGGAUUCUUGUCAUACAUUUCUGGGGACCGAUUAGCAGCUGCAAUGUUCCAAAUGGCUAUCUGCUCUGGAUCACUGGAAGCACCAGUAAAUUUAAUUGAAAAAACAAAACCCACCAAGCCGAUGGAGGAAAAUAAGACAGUCCUGCCACCCUGUGAUGCUGAGCUAAAGCAGGUUUUGCACACUCAUAUUUCCAGCUUCAAUGGCCAGCUCAAUUUAGCUUAUCUAUCAAAAAUUGAGAAGAAGAUGGUGGAGCAUUUUAAAUUUAAAGACUUUUCUAGCAUGGAACAUGGGACAUUCCUUCAGUUUCUUGUGAAACAUUCUCAGAUUUUGCAAGAAGCAGGUGGCGGUGCCUUAAUGAUCAGCAACCAAGAUGUUAAGAACUGCAGCUUAAGACCCAGUCAGCAAGAUGUGUAUGAGCUAAUCAGGCAAUGUGGUGUGACUGACCAAACAAAAAUUCCUGAUAUUGAAGCAGCAAUAAAGAGUCAUUUCAAGGUAAAGGACACCAGGGAACUGGGAUAUGGAACAGUAGCUCAGUUAUUCAACAUUGUCCAGAAACAGAAAACUUACUACGAAGAUCAUGGCAAUAGAAAAAAAUUUAGUUCAUUACGAAGCAGCACUAUUUGUCAAAGAUUCUCGGCAAAGUUUAAUUGGAAGCACUGAUUCAGUGGGGCUUCUUGGAGAUAUGAGCAAAGAUGCAGCCAUGGCAUGUUUGCUAAAUGCCCCCCUCUUGGAAGAUCUGUCUGAGUGGAGCCAAUGGGAGCUGGUGUUUGAACCCCAGCACGGAAAUCUGAAGGACUUCAUAGAGCGGAACUUUGGAAAGAAAGUGACAAGCCUUGGUGACAGAGGUGAUGCUAUCAUUGCUGAUCUUGUCGCUCUGGAAGUACGGCCUGGUGUGUUGCUCAGAGUUUGUGCUAAUACUAGCAUUGAUCUCUUUGCUGAAGCUGUGAUGGCCCUAGAUCCAGUCAGUGCAGCAGGACAUUUGGUUUCUAUUGUAAUUACAUAUGGCAUUGCCAAUGCACCCUUAGCCCUCCUGGGGUAACCAUAUGGAAGCGUCACUGUCAGCAGCAAAUAGAGGUAGUCAAAGAGAGUUUCAAAUCGAAGACCAAGACACCUUGUUAGGAAGUUUUAUACUGGAUUGCCUCAUUAGAAUACCAGCAAGACUGUGCAGAUUUCUCAUACA